CUGGAGAGGAUCCAGAGGGAGAGAAAGGCAGUGUCUACCUACGUACCCCAGACACUGUCACUGGAGGAACCAGGGUUCGAUUACUUUGAGCAUUUCUGUCUCACCAUUGCCGACUCUGCCAAGGAGAUCUGGAUCUUAGAGUGCAGUUACGAAGACUUUGCGGCCGAGUACAGCUUCCUCUGUGGUCACGUAGACUUCAUGACGAUGGAACCACUCCCCCACCGAAUAACGAAACACAUCUUUCUCGGGAGUCGAGUCAUUCCACUAACACACACGGCCCUCUGCGUGAGACUUGGCAUCACUCACAUGAUAGUCUCCCGCCACCAACCAAUAGACUGGGAAGAACUGAAAGACAUAUCAGUACUGACUUGUGACGUGAGGGAUUCUAAUACACAAGCCAUGAUGGAGUGCUGGAUGGCAUGUGUUAGGUUUAUCAGUGAGAUCGAAUCAAGUGGAAGAGGAGGAAGAGUGCUGGUGAUGUUGUUU
Molecule: messenger RNA, 486 nt
Organism: Geodia barretti
Lineage: Eukaryota; Metazoa; Porifera; Demospongiae; Tetractinellida; Geodiidae
Source: the annotation of a GenBank genome assembly